This is a messenger RNA of Strongylocentrotus purpuratus (purple sea urchin), 2417 nucleotides long. Its product is annotated as transcription elongation factor 1 homolog. Lineage: Eukaryota; Metazoa; Echinodermata; Echinoidea; Camarodonta; Strongylocentrotidae. Gene Ontology annotation, biological process: transcription elongation by RNA polymerase II. The coding region runs from base 138 to 389 and encodes 83 amino acids. Gene Ontology annotation, molecular function: RNA polymerase II complex binding. Gene Ontology annotation, cellular component: transcription elongation factor complex. The record is from RefSeq and is a predicted model, not a curated record. The transcript is spliced from 4 exons.
AAAUUGCGCGUGCGCUUCUUUUUUGUUGUCAAUUUAAUUUUCAGCGAACACACAUGCGAAGAUCAGCGAAGAACACAUUUCUACCAAAGUGACAUUGAUUUAUAUCUUGUAAAGCUUCUGAAGGAGACUCAUUCACCAUGGGUAGACGUCGUGCUAAGAAGAAGCCUCCCCAGAAGAAGAAGAUGCUUGGAACACUGGAGACUCAAUUCACAUGCCCAUUCUGUAACCAUGAAAAAUCCUGUGAUGUUAAAAUGGAUCGAACUCGGAACGUUGGAGUGAUAUCAUGUCGUGUUUGUUUAGAAGAUUUCCAGACAAGUAUUACCUACCUAUCUGAACCUGUGGAUGUAUACAGCGACUGGAUAGAUGCAUGUGAACAAGCGAAUGCCUAGCGAACGUGACGUCACCCCCAACCCCUCCCCACGGCCAUACCUCACAUACUUGUACCUCAGUUCCCCCGGCCCAUAUUGUGGACACUUUCUAACAUGUCUCUGAUCGUACAUGUACCUGAUUUUCUUACAAUUGGGAAAGUGUAAAUCUUCACAAUCUACCGUGCAAAUACAUAGCGGACAUACUUGUGAACCCAUAUAUUCAUGAGAGAAUAGGCCUACUUUGAUUUGUGGACUGAACAUCAAUUCAAUUAAAAAGUUUGAUCAAGUUAUAAUGUGGAAUGGCUUAUUCACAGGGUAAGAAAUGGAAAUGUCAAAGGUGAAUUAGAACUCCUGGGGAUGCAAUCUAAAGCCAUGAAAAAUGAAGUUUUUUUUAAAAUAAUUUUUUACUAUUGUUUAUUUUAUUUUAUGUAAGCUAGUUCAUUAUACUAGGGAAAUUGGACAUAAAGUGACAAUAUACAUAAGAAGAUGAAUACUAUGACAUAAUUUUUAAUUUCUGUAGGAAGAUGAACUGUGAAGAUAUGACCUUUAUGAAAUUUCAAGUUUGCAUACUCAUAUCAUGUACAUGUAGAACAUUAUUUGAUCAUGGACUGUAUUUUCAUUGAGCUAUAUGUAUUCAUUGCCUGGGCUCUGUUGCAUAAGCCCAAAGUAAUCACUAAAUUCAGGAGGCUUAAGUUGUAAAAGAUAUGGAUUAAUUUGGUAUUACAUCAGUAUUACUGGACCAAGACUUAUAAACUAUUUCUGUGCAUCCUUUCCAAUCCCUACUUCAUAGUAAUGAAUAAUCAUAUUCUUUUAUUAAAGGAAGGGUAUUUUACUGACAUCGUCGCUACCACUGCUGUAAUGUAUUUUCAAUUGCCCUAUCUUUUAGUGAAGAUGUUCAUAGAGUGAUUUCCGGUUUCUAUACCCAAGCAUCAUCAUGCGCGUGUCAUCAGUUGAUGAUGCAUUGUGGGACGUGGUUGUUGACACAUGGGGACAUUGUGAGCAGCAGAUGGCAGUAUACAUAAAUCCAAAGUAGUGUCAGUAGAAUACCUUGCCUUUUUUUAAGUGCCAUUCUGCAACACUUUGUCUGCUAUGGAUGGAAAUCCUAUACUAUAAUUGUUUCGACAUAUUUUGUACCAUCACAUCGUACCUGUGGCAAAAGUCGACCGUAGCAGUCCAAUAUUUGUUUCAUUAGCCGACCAAGACGAGUAAAAAGUUUACUUUGUGAUUGACCUUUUUCAUUGUCCUUUUUUUGUGGGGGUGACCUUUCUAUUUGUGUAAGUGCUUGUCAACUAUCAAGAGUUCAAAUUUUGUUAUUCUUAAUUUGUACUAUUUUAACAGUCAACAUUCAUGUACAGGUUGCGUUUCAAUGCAGUUGAAGUUGAAAAGAUUUAAUUUCUUAAUAUGAUUGUGCCCUGUAAAUGUAUUUCAUUGGUACUUGUGAAUAAUUUAUCAUGCAACCAAAAUUGAUGAAGAAAUGACGGAUGUCACAAAUCAAUUGCCAAGAUUCAUCUUUUUGUUCAGACGAUCUCUUACAAAAGUAAGCUUCCAAUUUCUGGGUAGUUAUAAAGGAAGUUUGAGAAAAUUGAAGGAAUUGCAAUAUUGCUCUCACGGACUUAUAACAAAAGAAAACAGUUUCUCUUUGCAGGGCGUCAUUUAAAGGUGAAUUGUUUUUAAAGGCUGCACAUGUGUAAAUAUGUAAAUAUUCUAUUUUAAGUACGAUCGUUUAUUCUCUUUAAUGAGAUAUUGUUUCUCAACCAUAUUUAAUUUGUUUCUAGAGAACAUGUAUGUGGGAAUAUGAUCCUCAUAAUUCAUAUAUUUUCUUCAAUGAAAAAAAUCUUGAAAGUGUAAAUUUAUCUUAAAUUCAAUGAGUAUUGAUGUUCAUUUUAAUAAUUUUCUUUGGUUACAUGCACAGAUGGUGAUAGUCUGCUUGCAAGCAUAAUUUCAGACAAAUGCUUUGCUUACGAGCUGUCAGGAAAAGCAUAUUUUGUUUUUGUUAUCUCUUUAUUGAACUCAAACAUCAUUAAAAUCAGUGAGAAAUAAUUAAAUGUA